AUGCUGCCUUUCCCCUUCCCCUCUCCUUAUUCCAACUUUCCAGCUUCCUCUAAUUCUUCUUGGACUCACGUCCUCAUGGUUAAUGCAAGUGACUCAGGCGGUCUCUUUUGUGUAUUCACGGUUUGGGUGAGAGUCUUCGACGUGAAUGACAAUCCUCCUCAGUUUGUAAACUUGCAUAUUAACCCAGUACCCGAAGACACGCCAGUCGGUUCUGUGGUUGGAAAGUUACAUGCUGUCGACCCGGAUGUCAGUAAGUCACGAUCCGCACAGUUCUCCUUAUUCCACUACUAUAAUCCUUUUUCCAUGCCACCUGCUUGUUUAUUUUCAUUUUGCACUUUCAUCCAGUCUUUAAAUGUAGACGAAGGCACAGAGGCACAUUUGUGCGUAACCUUCAUUAUAUUACCUUGUUGGAUCACUUUUAUAUUUAUGCUGUGGAUCUCGUCCUACUUAGACUUUACUAAAUUAUUUGCCCUAGCAGAGUGCACCACUAUUAAACUUAGACAAGGCUUAAUUCAUCCUACUCGUCUGAGCUGGUAA
This is a messenger RNA of Protopolystoma xenopodis, 537 nucleotides long. NCBI's taxonomy places the organism in Eukaryota, Metazoa, Platyhelminthes, Monogenea, Polystomatidea, Polystomatidae. The record is from the annotation of a GenBank genome assembly.